Linum tenue is the source of this 3414-nucleotide messenger RNA. The record is from the annotation of a GenBank genome assembly. Lineage: Eukaryota; Viridiplantae; Streptophyta; Magnoliopsida; Malpighiales; Linaceae.
CAGAUAUUUUAUAUGGCUUGCAAAGCAGGAAACAGAAAAUCUCGAGAGCAACGCACCAGAAGAAUUUUUUUCCUUCGAGGACGAGAGAAUCAAAGGCGCGCGAGCGCGAGAGAGUCGCAGCCGGCAAUUGAAAGACGAAGUGAACAAACGAGGGUAAACCGGAGAUCCAACUGAGCGACGGCGAGCUCGGUCUAGGUAUCGUCCUUUUGCUAUGUUCGAAAUGAAUAUGAUUUUCAUUUCUUAGCUGAGUUUCGGCCCUUGCAUAGCGAAGGAAAGUUUCGGCGCUUCAGUUAAUCGUUAGGGAUUGAUUGGGAUUUGAUUGAGUUUCAGAAGACGUGAGUAAGGCUAGGUGAAGUUGAGCUGAAGCAGUGACGAAUUUCGGUGGGUUCAGGGUUAGGAACGGGGAGGAGGUUAGCUUGUGUAAGUGAGUAAUGAUUUCUCUAAGUCGGUAGUUUAGUUUGGUAGCGUGUGUAUUAUAUGAACAUGGAGUAUCCCUUUUCUUCGAAAGUAAAGGCUCGGCCAAGAGCACAGCUGGAUGAGAUAAGUUCCGCUCUGGAAGACCCAAAUAUCAAAUUUGCGGAGCUGAUGAACUUGGAUGCCUAUCCUGGAUGGUGUAAUGGCUCUCCAGCGAUGGACCACUGGCUUGUUUCAAAUGGGUUGUCGCCGUUGCAGCCCUUUCCAUUAGGUUCUUUCGAUUCACUGAAUCUUACUGCAGAACAACCUGGUUAUCUCAGCCCUAGUGUCCAUGCAGCAUCGAAUGGCCAUGGUAUCUCCCACAAUUGUGCAGACAACGUAACCUGUCAGCAGACUGAUGCAGAAUUGGUAUAUCCAUCGGGAUCGAAUCCAGGGAAUCAACAAGAGAAUUUCAUGGUGGAGGCUAGCUGUAUGGUUUCUCGCCCUCUUGGCUUCUCGCUUGACGAGAAGAUGCUAAAGGCUUUGUCCUUUCUCAGGGAGUUCUCUGGGGAUGGCAUUUUGGCACAAGUAUGGGUUCCGAUAAGGCAGGGGGGUCAAUAUGUGUUGUCAACUUCCGAGCAGCCUUACUUGCUUGAUAAAACCUUAGCAGGGUUUCGUGAGGUCUCUAGAACGUUUACCUUCUCUGCGGAGUUGAAGCCUGGCCUUCCAUUAGGCCUUCCGGGACGUGUAUUCGUCUCUAAAGUUCCAGAAUGGACCUCAAACGUAGUUUAUUACAAUAAGGAAGAGUAUGUGAGGGUGAAGCACGCGGUUGACCAUGAAGUCCGGGGUUCUAUUGCGUUGCCUAUUCUAAAUCCUUCUGGCACGUCCUGUUGUGCUGUUCUGGAACUUGUCACUGUUAAGGAGAAGUCUGAUUUUGAUUCUGAGAUGGAGAACAUUUGCCAUGCACUUCAGGCUGUAGACUUAAGAAGUACUCUACCUCCUCGGCUUCUACCCCAGUGCCUGUCAGAUAACCGAAGAGCCGCUCUUGCUGAAAUAAUGGAUGUCCUACGAGCAGUUUGCCACGCACAUACAUUGCCUCUUGGUCUAACUUGGAUUCCUUGCCAUUAUACUGAGGACGCUGUUGAUGAAAUCAUAAGAGUUCGUGUAAGAGAAGGUAGUAAAUCACGGCCUACUGGGAAAUGUGUUUUGUGCAUAGAGGAUACAGCUUGUUAUGUGAACGACAGGUCGAUGCAAGGGUUUGUGCAUGCUUGUGUGGAGCAUUAUAUUGAGGAAGGCCAAGGCAUAGCUGGGAAAGCACUUCAAUCAAAUCAUCCUUUCUUCAUCCCAGAUGUGAAGGCAUAUGACAUAACCGAGUAUCCGCAUGUCCAUCACAGUCGUAAGUAUGGACUAAAUGCUGCAGUUGCAAUCAGGCUGAGAAGCACAUAUACUGGUGACCACGACUAUAUAUUGGAACUCUUUCUUCCGGUCAACACAACAGGGAGUCAGGAGCAACAACUCUUGUUGAACAGCCUCUCAAACACAAUGCAAAAAGUUUGCAAGAGCUUGAGAACAGUUUCUGAUGCAGAAUUAGCUGCUGGUGAAGGUGAUAGAGUUGGAUAUCACAAGGAAACAUCGGCAGUCUCCCCUCAGAUCUCUAUAUCAGAGAAAAACUCUCAAACCGCAUUAUCAAGUGCAUUUUUGGACACUGCAGGCAUAGUGGAUUGUAAUGCAUCCAGCUCCAGAAUCGAUAGAACAGAAUCAGGCAGUCAGAAUUGUCGGGCCACCACUGGGCCCAGAAAACAGCUGGAGAAGAAAAAGAGCAAUGUAGAGAAGAAUGUGAGUCUAAGUGUUCUUCAGCAAUACUUCUCUGGAAGUCUCAAGGAUGCUGCGAAAAGCAUUGGCGUUUGCCCUACAACACUGAAAAGGAUAUGCAGACACCAUGGAAUAUCAAGAUGGCCAUCCCGCAAGAUCAACAAAGUGAACCGCUCAUUAAAGAAAAUCCAAACUGUGCUUGAUUCAGUUCAAGGAGUAGAAGGUGGAUUCAAAUUCGACCCUUCUAUUGGUGGAUUCACAGCAGGGGGGCCCACACUGGAUGAACUCGACACGGAAACUCCAUUUCACAUUCAUCAUCCAGAACCACUCGCCGAACCUGCUUCUGUUGCCGCAGUCAAAGUCGAGGACGACUUAAUAACCACCACCAUGACACCCUCGAUCGACUGCAGCGAGGAAGAUUCAAAGCCUCGACGAUGCGGUCCCCAAGAAAUCACACAACUCGACAAGUCAAGCUCCCAACAUCCGUCCUGGAGCGACAACAGCUCGUCACGUGGGUCUGAGUCAAUGCAUGGUGGAGGCGGGGGAUGCAGCUCAAGCUCUCAGACCUUCGAGGAAGGGACGAGAAAUGCUGGUGGGAAGAUCUUUACUGUGAAGGCUAGUUACAAAGAUGACACGAUCAGGUUCAAGUUCGAUCCUUCUGCAGGGUGUUUCCAUCUGUACGAGGAGGUCGGCAAGAGGUUCAAGCUGCAGAGCGGGACGUUCCAGCUCAAGUAUAUGGACGACGAGGAAGAGUGGGUGCUGCUGACGAGCGAUUCUGACCUGCACGAGUGCUGCGAGAUACUCGAUUACGUCGGGAAAGAGAGCGUGAAGCUCGUCGUUCGAGAUGUGCCCUUUGCAGCUGGGAGUUCCGGUAGCAGUAAUUGCUUUCUGGCGGGAAGCUCGUAGCCGUGUGUGUGUGUACAAACAUAGUCAUCCAUGGUUAAAGUAAAACGCAGGCAAGAUAGAAAAAAUACCUUGUAUGGUUUUGUUGUUGUACUUUACAUAUUAUCACGCUCGUGUUUAGUUGAAUAGAGGGUAGUGCUGAAGUUGGCAAUAAAGGUCUGGCAGGACCAAUGAUGUUGGAAAUGGAUAUAUGCCAUCAUUUCCUUCUUCACUUUUGGUAUAUGUACUUUGUAGAUGUGUAAGGUUAAAUACUAAUUUCAAUCACCCUACUAGGUCUCGUCGAAAAUUGAACUCGACAUUAAGACA